Dothidotthia symphoricarpi CBS 119687 is the source of this 347-nucleotide messenger RNA. RefSeq lists its product as uncharacterized. Gene Ontology annotation, cellular component: mitochondrial matrix. The record is from RefSeq and is a predicted model, not a curated record. Lineage: Eukaryota; Fungi; Ascomycota; Dothideomycetes; Pleosporales; Dothidotthiaceae. Bases 12 to 347 code for a protein of 111 amino acids. The transcript has a single exon. Gene Ontology annotation, biological process: mitochondrial proton-transporting ATP synthase complex assembly.
GAAAAAAAAAGAUGUCCCACCCCACAUCCCUCUACCGCCACCUCCUCCGCGAGCUCCCCACCUCCACGGCCUUAACCCGCACCUCGCACCAAAAGCUCUCCGCACCCUCUCACCUGCAAACGCGCAUCCGCCAGCUCCUCUCGACGCCGCACGCGAAUAAAACGGGCCAGAUUCAGCAGGCGGAGCAGUUUGUCCAGUAUGUGCAGGCGCAGCGCAUGUAUGCGACGCUGAUUGAGCGGUAUAAUCCCGGUAUGGGGAUGAGUGAGGAGGAGCGGGUUAGGCUGAGUGCGAGGAGGGUGGGGAUGAAUCUUCCGGUUGAGUUUGUGGGGGAGGGGGGGAAGGAGUAG